Adineta steineri is the source of this 993-nucleotide messenger RNA. NCBI's taxonomy places the organism in Eukaryota, Metazoa, Rotifera, Eurotatoria, Adinetida, Adinetidae. The record is from the annotation of a GenBank genome assembly.
AUGAGCAACACAAAAGUAUAUAGAACUGAUCGAACAAGACAAGUUAUAUUUACUGAUCAAAAAUUAGAAAGAUCAUCAUCACCAAAAAGUACAGAAAAUGGUAUACUACCAAAAUCAAUACUUGUUAAAAGAACUGAUACUCCACCAUUUUCUCAAAAAAAUUGUCGUCCAUCAUCAAAAAUACAAUCGAAAAGAUUAUCAAUAAAACCAAAUGAUGAUAGUACAGAAAUAAAACAAUCAAACAAUGACAACAAUUCUAUUCCAGAAAAAAUUGCAGUACAACCAUCAGUUAGUAAAACAACAGAAAAUGAUGCAAAAUUAAAUUCACAACAAAGUAUAUCGAAUGAAAAUGAAUCUUUAGAUAGUACGGAAUUAGGAACUAUCGAUAAAAAUUCUGAUACAAUUGGUAAAAUUUAUAGUCAGAAGAAUAAAAGUGGCAAACAUAAAGAAAAUCAAGAAACAUUCGAUUUAUUAGAUAAAAUAAAACAUAGCGCUACAGCCGAAAUUAUUGGUCCUAUGCCUUUAUCUCAACAAGCUUGCCGAUUUGAAUUACCAUUUGAUUUAAAAUUACUUGAAACAUUAACACCACUUGAAUAUUUAAGUAAAUAUUGCCAUUUAUCAUCACGUCGACAAUAUCAAUUUAAACGUAUAUUUAAUAAAUAUCGUAAUCAAAAACAUAAAUUCCAUUCAUCGAAUUUAUUUCUAUCAUUAGUGGAUUUACAUCAAGAAAAUUUUACACAUACAAAAUUUGAUUAUCUUUGUGAAUUAAUUAAUUUAGAUGAACAAGAAUAUGAAUUUACAUUUAAUACAUAUUCUGGUAUAUUAGCAUUUUGUGAACGAAUGUUAUAUAAUUUAUCACCUUCCCAUAAAAAUUACAUUGAUGAUCGUCUAACAAAAGAUACAAUAGAAAAAUGUGAUUUCGAGAAUUUAGGUCGAAAAUUAGAUGGACUUAUUAUUAGUGAUACAAUGAAAAAAUUGUUAUAUACUCUUUAA